GGUGCGCAUAACCUUCAAGGACGUGGCUGUGCGGUUCUCGCGGGAUGAGUGGCGGCUCCUGGAGGAGGGGCAGAGGGUCUUCUACCAAGACGUAAUGCGGGAGAACUACGCAGCGUUGGCCUCAUUGGGGACUGCUGAGCUGCUCCCACUCUCUGCUUUCCUGUCACCCACGGAGCCCGAAGGAGCCAUGGGGGGCAGGAGCCCUGCUGAUGAGGAGCAGGAGCCCCAUGGCCAGGGAGGCCCCUGGGGAGGCCUGCCGACGUGCCGCCUGCCCCUGUCCGCCCUGGUGCAGCUGGUGAAGGAGAUCCCGGAGUUCCUCUUCCGGGAGGUCCCGGGCACUGAGAGCCCCAAGAGUGGCAGGGCCAGCGUGGAUGAUGCACGGGCCAGCCCAGCAGCAGAACCUGCCGGCGGACUGGGGUCUCCGGGGAAGGAAAGCCCAGAGGUCUUGGGCAGCAAGCCCUGCGUGGCCUUGUGUGGCCCUGACAGGGGGAAGAGCCAUUGGAGCCAGGAGAGAGGGUCCCUGGGGCCAGGACUCUCUCCUGGGAGCAGCCCCCUACAGGGCCUCAUCGACUGCCUGAGGGAAAUCCUCGUGCCAGGCCCCCAGCAUCCCAAAGUGUCCCCGAGCAGACUGCACCCCCACCCUACCCUGAGCAGUUGGAAGUUCACUGGGCUGGAGCCGGCACCCGGGAGGCCGAGCCCAGAAGUGAAGGUGGAGGCAGCUCCAGGGGCCUGCGCCCUCCGGGGUCGGCUGGGCCAUGUAAAGCAGACUCCAGGGGCCUCGGGAGCAGGGCAGCCACGGCAGCAGGAAGAGCCAGGGGCCCAGGAGCGAGGUUCUGGAGCCAGCAGGACCUCAAGCUCUCCCCUGGAAGCCCUAGAGGCCUGUCUGAAGGGCAUUCCCCUGAGUGUGUCAUCACCCCCCCAGCUGCCCACCACCUCUUGGUCCUGGAGCCCCCAGCAAGGACCCCUGAGGUCUCCAAGGCCCAAGCUGAGGCCCCAUGGAUUGCACAGCACAGAGGUGACCGUGGGGCCUCUUCUUCCCCUGGGCCUGCAGGGUCCUGUGAGAAACCACUCUGCCUGCCACCCAAGCCUCUGUGGCAGCCCUGCCAGCUCUUCCUCGCCCAGCAGCUCCGACGGGGACCUGGAUUUCAGGAGUCCUGAGGGAAGCCAGGGGCGCCGCCCUGGAAGAGGAAGCCCAGUGGAAAGCUCCCUGCCCCAAGGCCUGGAAAGAUGCCUCAGAGAGAGGCCCCAGCCCAGAGCACAGCCCGCCUGGCCUUGGCCCUCAGGUGCAGAGCCCGGGACCUGGACGGCACACGAGGAGGGGGCAUUCGCCAAGCCCUCCCCACUGCACUGCCUGGAGAACUCUCUGGAGGGCAUGCUGCCCGGGCAGCCCCUGUGUUUCACUUGCUUGGCCAGCCCCAGCCCCAGCCUCAGUCUCAGCAGCUCAGAAGGAGAAGACCAGAGGCUGGAGCCCGAACCAGGACCCCCACCUCUGCAGGGCCAUGUCACAGUAUCCACACGUCAGAAUGGCUCUGGCAGGUGCUCCACGUCCAAGAACCGAAUUCACACCUCCCUGCCCACUGCAGGGUCGGUGGUGCCUCCGCAUGCUGCCCCUCGGCUCGAGGGAAGGCCUGGGCCCUGCCAGCCUGCUGGACCCACCCAUGGACCUGGGGCCUGCAAGCCCGGGCGCCUGGAGCCUGGACGUGGCAGCCCACCUGUCACAGGUGAGGUGGUAGUAGGGUGCACCUUGCCAGAGAUCUCCGGGGAGAGAAAGAGUCCUCGUGGCCGACGAGCUCCGAGCAGUCCUCUGGUUCCAGCCAGCUCUGAGGGUGGGUUCCUCGCCACAGCCUUGCCUGAGUCACCACCCCUGGCCCCUGACGCCCGCACCCGGCCACCGUGCCCCUGUGUAGACCUCCAGCAGGAGCUGCGCAGCCUCACUGCCGCCGUCUCAGGGAAGCUGGAUUGGCUCGCCACCACCCUGGCCAGCCUGUCCCGGGACAUGGCUGCCAUGAAGGACCAGGUGAACUGGGUCAGGCGGCACCUGCAGGGCCACAAGCUGAAGGGCUGGGGCUCCUGGCCAACACCCAGAGCUCACAGGUGCCCCCCCUACCGGAGACCCCUAGGUCCCGCCAGGCCCAGACCCAAGCUUCUGCGGGGGCCGGGGGAGGGCGGCUCUGCAGGGCCCCCCACCAGGAGGCGGCCUUCAGAAGCCCCACCAGCUUUAGCCACACCUUCAGGACCCGCCCGCGGCUGUGCGGCCAGAACCAUGCAGCCCCCCGAGAGCCCUUUCCCAUCUCCAGAGCCUGCCGCUUUGUCCCGCCCAACCACCCCUCCCCCUGAGGCUGUUGCAGAGGUGGGACCCCCGCCUGUGGUGGCUGUACCAACCACCAUCCUAACUCGGCCCAUGGAUGCAGGAGGAGCCCAGGGGACCGUGCCCAAGGGGACCUGGGGAGGUGGGUGUGGAGACCCAAAGGUGGGGGCUCUGAGCUCCUCCCCAGUCCUGCUGAGAAUGCCCCCGUUGCCCCCUCCAGCCCCUGGUGGGCCAUCCCACCCCGCCAUCCCAGCACCCGUGGACCCUUUCUCAUCACCCUUCUGA
Messenger RNA from Trichechus manatus latirostris (Florida manatee), 2593 nucleotides. RefSeq names its product KRAB-A domain containing 1 (gene KRABD3). Lineage: Eukaryota; Metazoa; Chordata; Mammalia; Sirenia; Trichechidae. The record is from RefSeq and is a predicted model, not a curated record.